AUGUCAGCCAUCAUUACUAAAUCGAUCUUGACUCAAAAAGUUGGUGUUUUGUCACUCGUGGCAACCCAUAGAAGCGCCAGUUGGUUUUCCAAGAUUCUCUAUCCCUUUUCCCAGCCUAAUCAGUCAAUCACCGAUUCCUAUAAACCUUCAAGUCAAAAUGGUAAUCAAUGCUUCCUGCCUGUGAGAAGCGACGCCGAGUUGGACGAUACCUUGCGUUUCAAUAAUCGCUCUCCUUUGAUUUUGAAUUUCACCGUUAGAGGUAACGACACUUGCAACAAGCUUACAGGGGCCCUGAAUAGAAUCGUUCUGCUGGAGACCGACAAGAGAGUGAAUAUCGCAGAUGUAGAGACAGAUUACCUCGAAACUAGAGAUUCCAUGUUGAGAUUUGGGGUGAAGCAAGUUCCUACUUUGGUAGCAGUCAGGAAGACCUUUCCAGUGGACCAUUAUACUGUACCAGAGUUAACUAACACACAGGUUAACUGGCAAGAUCUUAAGAGAUGGAUCGAGAAAAAUGCAGAUUGA
Messenger RNA from Lachancea fermentati, 522 nucleotides. Lineage: Eukaryota; Fungi; Ascomycota; Saccharomycetes; Saccharomycetales; Saccharomycetaceae. The record is from the annotation of a GenBank genome assembly.